Molecule: messenger RNA, 1853 nt
Organism: Pimephales promelas (fathead minnow)
Lineage: Eukaryota; Metazoa; Chordata; Actinopteri; Cypriniformes; Leuciscidae
Gene: slc29a1b
Product: solute carrier family 29 member 1b
Biological process (GO): uridine transmembrane transport
Cellular component (GO): plasma membrane
Molecular function (GO): nucleoside transmembrane transporter activity
Source: RefSeq, a predicted model, not a curated record
AUGCAUACUGUCUGCUUCAUUGUUGAGAAAUUUAAGUGGUUUCGUUGUUUUGCAGACGGGUUUCAGUUGUGUUUUCUGUGUCUGUAUGUUGCUGGUGCAAACGCUCAGAUAAGGCUCGUUAUCAGUACUCAGACCCUGCAGCCCCUCAUUACAUAUGCAUGAGGAGGGCGGAGUCACACACAGCGCUAGUAAAGUGUCCUGCAGCUGUGCAGUGUGUGAAGAGACAUUAGUGCAAGAGUGUACGAGCUGCAUAUACAAGGGAGCUUGAACAACAAAAUCCAGAGUCAUUUUUCUGAAUCUCACAGACAUGGACCCUGAGGUGCCCAAAGACAAAUAUAAUGGCGUGUGGUGGAUUUUCUUCAUGCUGGGUUUGGGAACUCUCCUGCCGUGGAACUUCUUCAUGACGGCCACAAUGUAUUUCACCAGUCGUCUAGCAGACCCUGUAACUGAAGCCAACUCAAACUUCUCAGCCAACGUGACAGAAGAAGCGCCACGCAGCGUCUUACAGGCCAAGUUUAAUAAUGUGAUGACUCUGUGUGCGAUGGUUCCUCUGCUGGUGUUCACCUGCCUCAACUCAGCCCUUCACCAGAGAAUCCCUCAGAAGGUCCGGAUCGCAGGGAGUCUGCUGGCCAUCCUGCUGGUGUUUCUGCUGACCGCCGUCCUGGUGAAGGUGGAGCUGGAGCCGCUGCCGUUCUUCGUCGUCACCAUGAUCAAGAUCAUCUGCAUCAACUCGUUCGGAGCCGUCCUGCAGGGAAGUCUCUUCGGGAUGGCCGGCCUCCUCCCGGCUUCAUACACAACACCCAUCAUGAGCGGACAGGGACUCGCAGGAACCUUCGCUGCGUUCUCCAUGAUCUGUGCCAUCGCCAGUGGUUCUUCUAUACAGGACAGUGCGUUCGGAUACUUCAUCACAGCGUGUGCCGUCAUCGCUCUGGCCGUCGCAUCAUACGUGGCCCUUCCUAAACUGGCGUUCUUCCAGUAUUAUCAGAAGAGUCAGCAGAACAAACCAGCCGAGGAUGAAGAGAACAAGAUGGAUCUGCUGAAGAACGAUCAGCGGCAGCAAAGCGCUGGAGACGACGACAAACACACACCUUCCAUGUUAAGCAUCUUUAAGAAGAUCUGGCUCAUGGCCGUCUCGGUGUGUUUCGCCUUCACGGUCACUAUCGGCACGUUUCCUGCGAUCACUGUGGAUGUGAGAUCGAGCAUCGCUGGAGGCGGAGUGUGGGAGAAGUACUUCAUCCCAGUGUCCUGUUUCCUAUUCUUCAAUGUGUUCGACUGGGCCGGCCGCAGUCUGACCGCAGUGUGUAUGUGGCCUGGGAAAGACAGUAAGCUGCUGCCGGGUCUGAUAUUGGCGCGUGUGAUAUUCGUCCCGCUCUUCAUGCUGUGUAACGUCCAGCCUCGUGUCAAUCUGCCCGUCUACUUCACACACGACGGCUGGUUCAUCGCCUUCAUGAUCCUCUUUGCCUUUUCCAAUGGAUAUCUGGCCAGUCUGUGCAUGUGCUUCGGACCCAAGAAAGUGGACCCGAGCGAGGCGGAGACAGCCGGAGCGAUCAUGGCCUUCUUCCUGUCUCUCGGUCUCGCUCUCGGAGCGUCUGUGUCGUUCCUGUUCCGCGCGCUCGUCUGAACACACACACACACAGAGGAGACCCAGCGUUACAGGUGCUUCACAUGGGACUGUCCCGAGCAGCUCCGUACGGGAUCAAACUAAACCAGUCCGGAUCUUCAGCGGAACAGAACAGAUCCCACCGGAUGAGUCUCAAACUCUCACUGCCCAUUAUAUAGGGGACUUAAAGGAGUAGUUCACUUUUAAAAACACUUUUGCUGAUAAUUUACUCGCCCCCAUGUCAUCCAAGAUG